Molecule: messenger RNA, 3555 nt
Organism: Styela clava
Lineage: Eukaryota; Metazoa; Chordata; Ascidiacea; Stolidobranchia; Styelidae
Biological process (GO): central nervous system development; regulation of DNA-templated transcription; neuron projection morphogenesis
Cellular component (GO): nucleus
Molecular function (GO): sequence-specific double-stranded DNA binding; DNA-binding transcription factor activity, RNA polymerase II-specific
Source: RefSeq, a predicted model, not a curated record
CAAUGAAAUGAACACUGAACCUAGUAUUAGGUUCGACCUUUCAUUGUAGAAAGAGUAUUGCAGGGACUGUACUCAGAGUAUAUUACCCAUAUAUGUUAAAAUAAAUAUAUGUUGAAAAAAAACGUUUGUUUUAUAGUAUACUAAUGAGUAUUAGUUUGAAAUAUGUAAAUGAGGUUUUAUAAACAACAAAUUUCAGGUUGGCAGCUAUAGAAGCGUAUUUCUGAUGUUUGUUCAGCAUGCCAAUAUUAAAAAGUAAAAUAUUCAACAGCAGUUUAAUAGCCUUUGAGAAAGAAAAAAACACCGCUCUACAAAUGGUUAUGUCAUUGAUAUAAGCUGCUUUUAUAUAUUCACUAUGUAUAUUCCUCUGUAUUUAACCAAUAAAUCAAAUACAAUAACAAAAAUUGUUCAUCAGUCAAGAAUACGUUAAAUAUUGUUUGUGUUGUUACGAAAAGUAAACAAUUCUUUUUUUGUGUUGGUAUUUCAGAUUAUAAGUGAAAAUAUUAUAUUUUAUUAUGACCAAAUCUACUGAUUCCGCACACUCGUACAUAUCCGCUGCCUUCUCACCGAACAAUACUGGGAGUGAGCAGAGCUUGAGAGGCUUCGAAUCGGCAGAAACCACAUUGUAUCAUUCACAAAAUGUUUUUCCGUCGACUCCACAAUCCCCGUACUUCUAUCAAUAUUCGUACCAGUCUCAGAUUGUUCCCGGUGCUACAUUCAAUGGACAACGAUUUUCACAUUUGCCUGGCUACGGUAGUUUUCCAGGCGGUUCUUAUGGUGAAUGGUCGCAAACAGGAGCAGGCUUCCUGAAGCAGCACGCCGAGCAAACACAACUAUCAAAACCACUUUGCGAAGAAAACGAUCAAUGUGGGUUUGGUUCACAUGAGCAAAGACAAGCUGAAAGCAUUCAUGACGUCAACAACAAUGACGUCAGUCAUUUACCUAUGUCAACAAAGGACCAUAACGAACACACUCAUCAUAAAACAAGUCACGUACUACCUGGGACUCCGUGGUCUUCCGCCACAGAAACGGCACAUCGUGGUGAAUUUGACGACAACAGCCCACCAAUGACGCAAAAUGAUCAGCACGUGAUGGCUUCAUCACAUCUUACUGAAUCAGAAAGUUAUUCCAAAAGUUCGCCUGACGACCAGUUGAGACGUAGCAUUCCUCCACUUGUACACGAAGUUGAGUAUACUUUGCCUGAGUCGCAGCGCCGCACAGGCUCUGAAGCCUCAAUGAAUACCAGUUACAGCUAUCAAUCAUCAAUGCCUCAUCUCAAUACCUAUCCGUAUUCAUCAUACCAGCACCAUCCGCAUGAAUACUCAAAGUUCGGGUAUGGUUCAAAUACACAACAACCUUAUGGAACAUAUUCUUUACCAGCUGGCGAACGAAAUUACUUUGAAACUACAAAAGCAGAUGUUGAUGCUAAACUACGAAUGUCAGAAUGCCAGAAAACAAGUCCAGUAUCCGUACAGCCUGACUCAACUGCUCAAGGUAAACCAGGAAAAAAGAUUCGAACAUCCUUCACGAAAGAACAAGUUCAACACCUGGAAGAAGAUUUUUUACGAAAUAAUUACUUGACAAGAUUACGUAGAUACGAGCUUUCGAUGAAGUUAAAUUUAACAGAACGACAGAUCAAAGUUUGGUUUCAAAAUCGAAGAAUGAAAUGGAAGCGUCAGAGCGUUGGCGGACAACAUCCAAGUCAAUCUCACCUAUCACCUGAUAAAAUGAGCCCUACGUCAAAUCCAAGAUCAGUUGAAUCUCUCGCCUCUGACGAUACAACAAUGUGCCAAUAUCAGCAACAACCGUUGAUGGAGAAACCAGACUUUUCAAAUGGAUAUUAUAUGCAACAAGAAUAUCGGCCAAUGACAUACAGUGGCCCGCAGCACGGUAUCUUAUCGAAUGAGUUGGACCGUUAUCCUUCUUACAACAUUCACAAAGAAACAGCGACCUUUGCGCCUCCUAAAUUAGAGAGUCGAAUACAAUCAACUGGAGUGUCGGUGAUUUCUUCAACAGAAACAAUACCUGGGCCUAACGUUUUUGAAAGCAGGCAACAAACAAACUCUGAACCCGUGACGUCACCCUGUCACCUAAACGAAAAAAGAGAAGUUUUCGAAGAAAAAGACGAUGAACGAGCUGAAUUUCUCAAUAUUUCCCAAGUUCGCGGUUCCGUGAUUGAUGCAGUUGGGCAAAGUAUCGACUUUAUGGAACGGAUACAAAAUGGCGGAAAAUCAUCAGAACCAACAAUGAGUGACUCCAACGAAAACACACAGGACAAUGACAAACUCGUUGCCGAUAUUAACAAACAAGAGGAGGCUACUGCUGACUGAAUGUGUAUUAUAUAGAACGAAACAUCAGAACGCUGGCCAAUUAUUUAAUGGUUUAAUAUUUACACUCACAAUUGCUGAUAGUAAAUUUAUCCCCUUCCAUAUGGUACAAAUAUUUUAACCAGAGCAUUUUUUGUGAGUUAAAAACUGUUUGUCACCAAUCUUGGUCAUGAUACUUUUAGCUAUACUAUCAACAAAUUUCCUUCGAUGCUUGCUUCAAAGCAGGAGACUCGAAACUUGACUCGUGACCUGGGACUUUAGAGUGGUACAGAGUAGUUUUUUAGGCACGCCUAAUCUCGAUUGCCAUUCACUGAGCUAUAAAUGAGAAAUUUACUCUUUGCUUUAAAUUACAAAAUAUUCUAUAACUACUGAAAAAAUUAAAUACUUUCAAUAAAAGGUAGUUCAGACAUUUAUUACAAGACGAAAAAGUUUCUGGGUGCAAAUAAAUUUGCAUAAUGUCUCAAAUGUUUUUGAUGGAUGUACGGUUCGAUAAAUUCUGAUAAUUGAUCUGGUAUUAGUUUAUUAGUCCCUCUUUGAUCUUCAGCUCAAAAACUAGUUUGCAAAGUGUCAGCGGGCCUGGUUUUAAUUGGGCAUUGAAUUAUUUAGUCGUUUAUUAUAUACUGAUAUUCCAAUAUAUGAAUAGUAUGUGCAAAAUGCAAUGAAAAAUGCAAAUAUUUAUGAAAGUAUUUUAUCGUUCAAUUCACCUUCAUCGUAGGUCAAUUUAGAUUUCCUUGGCAACUUCAGUUCAAUAAAAAUGAGUUUGGUUUGUUUGUACUCGUAUUAUGCGGUAAAUGCGGGAAACGAACUUCUUAUGGUUUUAUUUUUGCGUUUUUAUCUGUAUUUUAUUUCAAAAAGAUAUUGUCCUCAUAAUAAUUAUGCUGUUUAAUGUAUAUAGGCCAAGUUAUUCCACGUACAUUUGAGUAAAAGAAAAAAUCUACCAAAGGUACAUAUACUGCCUUCAUUGUUAAAAGAAAGAUAGCGACUGUGUAUAAUAUUUGUCAAAAAAUUAUAUUUUGUUGCUUUAUUUUGAAUUUUACACGGACUAUAUUUUGGUCAUAAAUCAGAAUAUUCAGACUAUUUGUCUCUAUCUUUAUAUACACGAAGGAGAAUAAUGACGCCCGGCUGUUCUGUAGUCCGUGAUUGUUCAGAAAAAAGUUUAUCCUUUAUCUUACUUUGUGUUCUGGUAUAGAAAUUUCAAUACUAUACGACUGAAUAAAUUUUUAUUAAUAUA